UCUUAGCUAUUCCCUCAAACCUUACUUUCGAUCCAUCUUCUUCUCCUUUUGGUUACUAUAAUUAUAUAUAUAUGAGACGUUGGUCGUCGUCUCUCAACAUAAAGGUGGCGACGAUGGAGUUUUCUUUCUUCACGUUGGCAACUAUGGUUGCUUUACUUUCCCAGACUUUGGUCGUCCCUGUCAUGUCCGUCUCUUCUUCUCCAUUUCAUUACCAAAAAACCCAUAAUUCUCACCACCCCAAUACCAGAACUCCGACCACACCUUCCAUUAACUGUGAUAGUCCCCCACACGGCGGUGGUGGCGGUGGUGGAAGCCAUCAUAGUGACCCUACUCCCGUAUCUCCUCCUUCAGGGCACCAUGGUGGUGGUGGCGGCGGCGGUGGUGGCUAUUAUCACUCACCUCCAACCUAUACUCCCACUCCGACUACCCCAACCACUCCCAUUGCAACACCGCCGGUUGAUCCAGGAACUCCGACCACCCCCAUCCUCCCUACCCCAAACUACUCUCCUCCGUCUGGAACGCCGCCGUAUUACACGCCUCCAUCUGGAACGCCGCCAUAUUACACGCCUCCAUCUGGAACGCCACCACACUACACACCUCCAUCUGGAACGCCUCCAUUUCCAUUUGAUCCAAACACGCCUCCUGCGUCUGGAACACCUCCUACUGGAUUUGAUCCAAACUCACCACCCUUCCCCUGCACUUUCUGGAAGGCGCACCCAACGCUAAUCUGGGGAAUGGUGGGGUGGAACGGAAACACCAUUCGCAGCAUGUUUGGUAUGAAUAACAAUAACAUUCCAGGUUUCAGUGGAAGCGUGAACCUUCUGGAAGCGCUGUCAAACACCCGUACGGACGGGUACGGGGCGCUUUACAGGGAAGGCACGGCGGCUAUGCUGAACUCCAUGAUGACCAAGAACUUCCCUUACACAACCCAGCAAGUGAGGGACAGUUUUGGGCGUGCGGCGCUUAGUUCAAAUCAGGCCGCCGCUGCUCAGGCCAGGCUCUUCAAGUUGGCUAACGAGGGUCACCGGCCUAAAGCCUAGAUCUUGAUUUU
Molecule: messenger RNA, 1051 nt
Organism: Ipomoea nil (Japanese morning glory)
Lineage: Eukaryota; Viridiplantae; Streptophyta; Magnoliopsida; Solanales; Convolvulaceae
Product: protodermal factor 1-like
Exons: 2
Coding region: 72-1040 (322 amino acids)
Source: RefSeq, a predicted model, not a curated record